UAUGUUGCUUAUCACAGCCAAAUGCUUCCCAGAGUCCCAACGACCAUUCCAUUCCACAACUUGCCCCACCCAGCGCUCCAACGAGCAUAUUCUCUCUCUCUGUACGACUGAAGCGCCGGCCCACCCUCGAAAGGCACAAUGGAUGUGAGAGUUGGGCUCGCUCUUGUUAUAUUGUUGGGUGCUACUUGGGCUUGUGAUGCUAGAAAACUUGGGAACACUGAAUUGGAUAGUGGGAAUGGAAGGAUUUAUGAGAUAACAGUUAUACAAACCAACUAUCAGGAUCAAGAUAGUGAACUAAGUGAAGUUCAAAGUUUGAAAGAAGUUUCAGGUAAUGACAGAGUUUGUACAUUGUGUGAGGAGUUUGCUACACAGGCACUUGAUUACCUUGCUGAAAACAAGACCCAUACCGAGAUCUUUGAUGCCCUCCAUCAGGCCUGCUCUCAGAUAGGCUCUUUCAAACAUGAGUGCAUCACUUUGGUGGACUAUUAUGCUCCUCUGUUCUUCUUAGAGGUUUCAUCUGUACAACCUCAAGAAUUCUGCCGAAAAGUCAAUCUCUGUCAACAAAUUGCCAAGAUUUCUUUGCAACUUCAUGAAGACAGCUGUGGGCUUUGCCACCGUACUGUUUCAGAAAUAAUAGUUAAGUUGAAAGAUCCUGACACACAGCUAGAAAUCAUUGAAUUGCUUUUGAAGGCAUGCAAUUCCAUGGAGAACUAUGUGAAAAAGUGCAAGAGAAUGGUUUUCGAGUAUGGACCUCUGAUCCUAGCCAAUGCAGAGAAAUUUCUGGAAACAACAGACAUAUGCACCGUUCUUCACGCCUGCAAUUCACCUGCAGCUAGUAGCAAUGAAGCAUCACAUGUGGCAAAGAUAUCCUUGCUAUCUGAUUCUUAAUUGUGCCAGACAAACCCAGUGGCAUGAAAAUGUGUGAGCAGACGCUUAUAUUAUACUCAUUCAAGGUGUGUGUGCAUGAUAAUGUAGUGACAUAGUGUUACUGGUGCUAUGUUGUACAAUAUGUGAUAUGUGCUCCAAAUCUAAUGCUUGCACGAAAGUGACUCUGAAAA
Messenger RNA from Juglans microcarpa x Juglans regia, 1058 nucleotides. RefSeq names its product proactivator polypeptide-like 1. The record is from RefSeq and is a predicted model, not a curated record. The coding region runs from base 139 to 888 and encodes 249 amino acids. The transcript is spliced from 6 exons. Lineage: Eukaryota; Viridiplantae; Streptophyta; Magnoliopsida; Fagales; Juglandaceae. Gene Ontology annotation, biological process: lipid metabolic process.